CGGCUGUGACAGGCAGAGAGAGCAAUAGGGAGAAAUGAGUGAGAGCUGAAAUAGUGCACGGCGUAAUUCGGGCUCUGUGAUCACAGAUACUCCAAGUGAAAAAAAACAAAACAAAAAAAAACCAAAACCAAACAACCCAGGAGAGGGGGCAGGGAGGCGUUUAUCAGCUCCACCUUUGCAACCGGCUCAGGACAGAACGUCUAUAGAUAUUUAUAGAUAUUAAAACAAAAACAACAACCUUACCGUGAAUAGAGCCUUUCUUAAAAAGAAGGUCCUGGCAAUUCUGUCUUAUUUAAGCAAUUUCCUGAGUCUAAGAAUAGAAAUGAGCUGCCUGGAAGGCACUGCAGGCUGAAAUUUGGAGACAUAGGCUGCUUUAUUUUAUUUCUCCAAGUAUAAAAACCUUCCGUUUGGAUACUGGAUUUUUAUUUCUGUCUUUGAAGCGGAGGGAUGGAUGGCUACUUUUAAUUUUACUUUUUUUUCUGUCUCUCUUUUAAUUUAAAAAAAACUGUCUUCCAGUUAAAAGGCAAGGAAAGCGUUUUACCUGCAUGUGACAAUCCCAGAGGACACCGAUCAAGAAACAGGGGAGUGACUUGGUCUUCUGCACUACUUUACUCCCACCCCACUUUUUUUAGGGGGAGAGAAGGAUUUUUCCAGUCCAAGAAUCUUUUUGCCCCCAAGUUUUGGAAGGGGGUUGAAGACUUGUCACCCAUCUGGGGGUGCAUGAAGGGAAGUGGUUUUCUUUCUCUGCUAACUUGGUUUCGUGAAGGCUUGGAAGAGAAUUUUGCCUUCCUGACCUGUCUGGAACAAGAGGAUGAUUUGGAAGUGGCUGGGCGCUUUGCUGCUUUUCCCCGUGCAGAUGGUUUAUUUGGUGGUGAAAGCUGCCGUGUGCAUGGUGCUGCCGCCCAAGCUGCGAGACCUGUCCGGGGAGAGCGUGCUCAUCACCGGAGGGGGCAGGGGCAUCGGCCGCCAUCUGGCCAGGGAGUUCGCUAAGCGAGGAGCCAGAAAGAUCAUCCUGUGGGGUCGAACUGAGAGAUGCCUGAAGGAGACCACAGAGGAAAUCAGGAUGAUGGGGACAGAAUGCCAUUAUUUCAUUUGUGAUGUAGGAAAUCGAGAGGAGGUCUAUCGGCAAGCCAAAGCUGUGCGGGAAAAGGUGGGUGACAUCACUAUCCUGGUGAACAAUGCUGCUGUGGUCCAUGGUAAGAGCCUGAUGGACAGCGAUGAUGAUGCACUGCUCAAGUCACAACAUAUAAACACCCUGGGACAGUUCUGGACCACCAAAGCUUUCCUGCCAAGGAUGCUGGAGUUGCAGAAUGGACACAUUGUUUGCCUGAACUCUGUCCUGGCCUUGUCAGCCAUCCCCGGUGCCAUUGACUACUGCACCUCCAAAGCCUCGUCCUUUGCCUUUAUGGAGAGCCUGACCCUGGGGCUGCUGGACUGUCCUGGAGUGAAUGCCACAACUGUCCUGCCCUUCCACACGAGCACAGAGAUGUUUCAGGGCAUGAGAAUCAGGUUCCCUAAUCUUUUUCCUCCUCUCAAGCCAGAGACAGUGGCUAGGAGGACAGUAGAAGCCGUUCAGAUGAAUCAAGCCUUCCUGCUCCUUCCUUGGACAAUGCAUGUUCUUGUCAUACUUAAAAGCAUUCUCCCUCAGGCAGCACUUGAAGAAAUCCACAAGUUUUCUGGGAGCUACACCUGCAUGAACACUUUUAAAGGACGAACAUAGGCUCGAUGGUACAAGGACUGUUCUUCAGUGAAACCAACACAAGCAUGAAAAUCCUGACAAGACUGUGAAUCAGCAGUCUUGGCUUUUAGCCUGUUCAUGUGACUUGCACUGCUCUGAGGCAACACAUUUCUUGCAGGUCAUAACCAUAGUAACAUGACCUUUGCACAGGAUUGAAUGACUAGACUAUGGACCCUUGGAAAGAAAAACAAAAAGUGUGAAAUGUUUAUAUGAUGUUUAAUUCUUUAGAGUUCAAUUGUUAAAUCUACUCAUAGUUUUAAGAUGUAAUUUUUGUUUCUAAAGUGUCUGUAGGCUCUCUCAGCUGAGAGGCAGCACAUCACACCCCGUACUUCAUCCCCUCUCUUCAGAGGAACUGCAAUUACAAACUGCUACUGGUUUCAUUUCAGCUUUUUGAAUGGGGAACUUAAAAAAAUACUUUAAAGAACUAAAAGUUAUGGACGUUUAGUGGAAGCUUGCUUUCCUUCCCUCACUUCACCUCUGUUGAUGAAGCUCUUCCCGGCUCACAUCAGGGAAGGAGCUUACUGGUGCAAUGUUUUCAGUGUUAAAGGCCGCCCAGGACUUGUGUCUGGGAGGACUGUGCUGGGCCCAGGGAAGCUGUCCUACUUCACCUGGGAAGGCUGGAGGGGAAUGCUCAGUCAGAAGAGCAGACAGUUUCAAUAGUGGAAGAUUCUUUCUCUCACUAAACUCAUAUAUGAAAUUUAAUUGUCUCUCUGAAUAUUUUUUUUCCUUUAUGAUAAAAUAUAUAUCUAUUUUUAGCAUUAAUCCCAGAUUGCCACGCAUGUAGGCAGCAUCACAUUGAGGAUGAACUAAAUCUAGAACUAAAACUAGAGCCUGCUUGUACAAACAGACAUUCACUGACAUAAUCCAUGCAGAGGAAAAUCCGUUGUAUCAAUCUACACAGUGAAGUAAGUGGAAUAGUGCUCUAAAAAUAGAAGAGAGUACUGUAGUGCUCAUGAAAAGUGAAGCUUGGAAGCACAGUUAGCAAAGACCUGAUUAAAUGCACGUUGAAUUCAACUGGGAAUAUACCCAUUGUGUUUUAGGGGCAUUGAAUCAGGCACUGAUCGGCCAAAAGUGAUAAAUACUGCUUGGACUGAAAUGCCAGAAGCAGCUAGACAUUAUUUAUUUUUGUAAUGAUAUAUUCCCUUUGACAGCCUAGUAGGAGCAACACCACAUUCCUAUGCCAGAUGCAGUGUGCAGCGCUAGGCACAGUAACGUAGCUGAAACAUACUGGAACACCACUAAAAGAGGAAUUAAUGUAAUUGCAGUACAGGAAAGUUGCAAGCCUAACUGGAGAAACGCCUCGAGGAAGGCCACGUGGUUAAAAGAAAGGGGUGGAUUUAGGGCUUCUGACUUGAAUUUCGAGCUUUUCCAUAGAUGUCUUGUGUGACCUGGGGCAAGCUGCAUAAUUUCAGGUGCACCCUGACCUGCAAAGCAGAUAUUUCUAGUGUUUCUCUACCUCAAAAGUUGUAAGUCUGACUGCCUAAACGUUUGUCAAAAGCUCAGCAAAUUCAGAUGGAACGUGCUAUAGAAAGGAAACACAGUAUUUGUUUGUAAACCAAUAGGUUCUAUACAAAAAAUGUAGAAGCAGAAAAAAAAACAUGCCAAAAUACAGCAUUUCCUAGAAGAGACCUGAGUUACAGCAGAAAAGCUGUGAGCUGCAAUUAAGAUACUGGUUUGGUUCUGCCAUGUAGAAUGGAGACCAACUUCUUAGGUGCAAUGGUGUGAAUGUUAAAAUCUGAAGGUCUGAACCUUACUGCACAUCAGUAGAUACGCCUCGCCUGAGCAGUUCAAGGGGAAGGUCCUGCCAGCAGUGCUAUGGGUGCAAGCCCCUGCCCGCAUGGGUAUUUUGAGGCGCUUUCCUAUCUGGGUCAGUGCUUCCCUUCUGAGUGCAGAACAUAUAAGCUGUAACACUGUGCCAGCUUUGCAAAGGUUCCUUACAAUGGAGUUUUGUUUUGAAUCCCUAGAUGUCUGAGGUUCUCUGGAGAGGAUGAAAAGAAACUUUGAUCUCUGUGAUUUUAAUAGAUGCUUUCAGCUUUAUUUUUUGUGGAAUUUUUUGAGAAGAAACACAGUCCAUUGAAAACACAAGUUCAGUGAGGGGAGAACCCUUCCAGGAUCUGCCAGGAAUACUGAAGGUACCAAUUUAUUGAGGCACUUGGGAAGGCAAAGGCUGAUUAUAUGUACCUCCUCUGAUGCACUGUAAUCCUUUCUAGUCUCCUGUUCAUCACAGUCAGGCAUGCCAGGCUUGUAGAUGCAAGAGCAAACAGAAUUGGUGAAAGACGGCACCCUCCCCUGUCCUGUCCUCCUUAAAUUAAAUGUUUCUGCUGAGAUUCUAGUCAUGGAUGACCUCCUAAUGCAAAAGGGAGGUAAAAACUAGUAAACACAUUGAGAUUAACACCCUGCUCAUCCCCGAAUCCUGUCCCUUAGAUGAAUCUGCUCUUUUCCUGCACUGUAUGAAAGACAUUCCCUAUCUUCAGAGGUUGUCUUACAUACCAAGUGCUGUUGAUUUCUUUCUAAUUAAUAUAAACAACUCAGAACUUAGCUGAGAUUCUUGUCAUCUCCCUCCUUUCAUACACAUACACACAAACUUCCCCCUCUCUUUCCCUCAGGGUCUCUGAGCGGACAGCAGGUCAAAUAGCAGUCACAGUGGGGGAGAGGUAUGCAGCAAACAGAAAAUAAUGAGGAAAACAUUGACUUUGCUUUGCAGAUAGUGAGGAAGAAUUGGGUAAGAGAGUUUCUUCUCCUGUGAGUGUUGCAAGAUAGAAUGCUCUGCAUCCCGUGAGCUACUUGCAAAUUCGGAUGGAUACAUUUGAAGGCUUUAUUUUUUUUUAAUAGAAGGCUCCUCUGGAAUGCCUGCUGAGGUCUACUGUCCCUUUUCACAUAAGGUUGGUAUUGGGUAAUUUUGAAGUGCUGCAAAUGUGGACAAGCUUUGUUGAAGCCUAAGGCCUUCUCAAAGGAAUUUCCGCCCUGUGACUUAUUUUAAUUUUGGUUUUCCCUGCUCUCUCCACUGCCUCCUGCUUUCCACUACACAAUUUCCACCCCCCUUCUCUUUUCCUAUGUCAUUACUGCACUUUUCAAUGCCACCAUCUUGAAGCCAGAUGUCAUACAAAGAGUCUGGACUAAAUCUAAAUCAGGGUAUAUAUUUAUUAUCCUGCUGGAGGAAUCUAGGUGAAGCUGUAGGAGCAGGUCACAGAAGUUUUGUACGAAAUCAGCUAAGCCCUUCCAGUUUUACUUGCUCCAAUCUAUGAAGAUGACCCCUUACUAUAGUUUAUACAGGAGAUUGCUGCUGUUUUAAAAUUGGAAUGACAGAGAAAUGUUAGCCAUUUUGGGACAUCUGUUCUCCUGACAUAAGAAUACCCUGUUUAAAUGGAAGGGAUUUAAGUUCCAGGUGUUUUCAGAGGCUGGUGUUUGUACAAAGUAAUUUUCAGAAUUAGCGAGGCAGGGCAGGGAGAGGAGGAGUCCUUUGUAAGUAGAUCUGAUUCCUCAUGUUUAAUAUUUGAUCUUGUAUUUUAUUUUUUUAUGAGAAAAAAAAAAACUUGCUCCCUCAUGCACCCAUGAUGAACGUUAAAGAGGUCCUUCCAGCUGUAUCCCUGCUGAUGGCAUGUUUUUAGGGAGGAUGAAGCAAAGGAGUGAGCCCUGAAAGCGGGAACUCUACUCUACCUACUCAUCCAUUGUUCUGCUGAGGUUAAGAAGUGACAGGUUCCAUCCCUGUAGUUCUAGAACUUCACAGAAGGUGCCUGGGCAAGUGAUUCUGAUGUUUGCGAAGAGAAACUUGUUGUACUUUUAUGUAAUGUGUUAAUUAGUGUGGGUGGAUAUGAUCAGAUCUAGUCCUGCAAGCCUUUCAGACAACUCCCUGAACACUCCCACCUUCAGAUAUUAACAGACACCACUGCACUUGCCAAAUCUCAUAAAAGCCCAGUAACAGACUUAAUGCAGGCAGAGCAUAAGUGGGUGCGUUUAUUUCAAAGAGAACACGUUCUUUGUAGCAGACAUUAAUUUGGCCUAGUGUUUUCCUCUAGCCAAAAUGCAACUGUUGAGACAAGAGUGCAGGGUGACCUUGGAUCUUCUAUUUUGUCUUUAUUUGUUCAUGUGGCUUUAAUAAACUUAAUUGGGGUGACAGCCA
This is a messenger RNA of Phalacrocorax carbo (great cormorant), 5858 nucleotides long. Lineage: Eukaryota; Metazoa; Chordata; Aves; Suliformes; Phalacrocoracidae. The record is from RefSeq and is a predicted model, not a curated record.